GGCACGUACUCCUGAGGAUGGAUAACGACCACAAAGUGCAUGGAGCGGAGAUAGCAUUCUUAAAACUCUUCCACCCUAAACUCUCCCUCUCUCUCUCUCUCUCUCUCUCUCUCUCUCUCUCUCUCUCUCUCUCUCUCUCUCUCUCUCUCUAAAAAAAUUUGUCUCCUGGGUUUCAUGGUAGCCUCGAAUAUGUUGCUGUAUUCUCCAGCAUCCGCAACCUCACUCCCAUACCCGCAGCUCAAGAGCUUGAUCAAAAUAACUAUGAUUAGAAGUGGGCUGAAGGUGUUGGGAAUGGUCAAAGAUCAGAGCAGUAGCGGCGGCGGCGGCAACGGCAGUCCCGCAGCCCAGAAAGCGGCCAUCGCCGGGGGUCUGGUCUCUGCUCCAGUCAUUGCUUGGUCUCUGUACACCCUCAAGACCACGGGGUGUGGGCUGCCGCCGGGCCCCGGGGGGUCCAUAGGCGCGCUGGAGGGUGUGAGCUACCUCACCGUGGUGGGAAUCGUGGGUUGGUCCCUCUACACCAAGGCCAAGACCGGGUCGGGUCUGCCCAACGGUCCUUUCGGGUUGUUGGGUGCUGUUGAAGGCUUAUCCUUCUUGUCCUUGCUUGCCAUUGCCCUAGUGUUUGGGCUGCAGUUUCUGGAGAAGGGCUCCAUCCCCGGACCCCUCCCCGGUGACCAGUGCUUUGGCUAGCUGGCAUAUCUCUCUCUCUCUCUCUCUCUUGAUGAAGAUAAGGUGCUAUUGGUCCACAAGCUCCGUAGCUCAGCUCCUUUGGCGGCCAUGAUUAAUUUGUCCAAUCUGUCAUGAUAAAUUGUUGGGGACAGAGGCAAUAUUUGAUGUUGAUUUUUUUUUUUUUUUUCAAAAGAUAAAUUGCAAUGAUGGAGUUUAUUGUUAAUUAAUUAUUAUCAAUCUUUGACAUUUUUCCUUC
Molecule: messenger RNA, 922 nt
Organism: Malania oleifera
Lineage: Eukaryota; Viridiplantae; Streptophyta; Magnoliopsida; Santalales; Ximeniaceae
Exons: 1
Coding region: 175-687 (170 amino acids)
Source: RefSeq, a predicted model, not a curated record